Molecule: messenger RNA, 813 nt
Organism: Rhineura floridana
Lineage: Eukaryota; Metazoa; Chordata; Lepidosauria; Squamata; Rhineuridae
Gene: C4H13orf42
Product: chromosome 4 C13orf42 homolog
Exons: 3
Coding region: 1-813 (270 amino acids)
Source: RefSeq, a predicted model, not a curated record
AUGUUCAGGAAGAUUCACUCAAUAUUCCACCCCAACUGCCGCAGGAGGAGUCUGUCUGAUGGCAUCCCUACUUGUGAUGGCUCUGCAGUCCGGUUGAUCCGUAGCACUUCAAUGUAUGUACUUGGAGGUGAGAAGCAUAAAUUCAGUGAACCCAUGAAAAAAAGCAAAAGUACCACCAGCCUAGAUUCAGUUGCUUGCCUCCAGCUGAAGGAAGAAGAAAGGGCAUAUAUGUACUCAAAGACUCAAGACUGUUUGCAGUACUUACAAGAUCUCUUAGCCUUGAGGAAAAAAUACCUUGAGAACAUCAAAGAUUUGAAGUCCAUUGACAGAGUGCCUGAAAUGUCCCCUGUUUCUACAAAAUCUUCCAAGACAAGAAAAAAGCCACCAGCUCCACCUCCUCCCAUACAAUCUUCCAAGAUCUCAACAGAGAGAAAAGUCUCACAGCUCAAUUCAGAUGUAAUUGAGGCAAUAGCUUAUUUUGACUCAAUUAUUGCAGAGUUGGAUGCAGAAAGAUGUCGGAAAAUUGUUGUAAGGGAUCAUCUACCACACGCAGACGUUGAUUUUGAUGUUGUAAGGAGCUCAAGAGAACACAACUUGCAUUCCAACUGGAUUCUUCGUGCCCCUCAGAGACAUUCCCAAGAUGCUGUCCAAGGAGGAAAGACAACAAGCCAAUCAGAAAGAAGCAGCCACGGAAGAACAAUCUGCUCCAGAAAGAAAUUAGAAAGAUAUCCAAUAUAUCUACCUAAAGCUGUGGAGGGAGCAUUCAAUACUUUGAAAUUCAAACCCAAAAUGUGCCCAAAAGAACAGCUCUGA